AUGGAUCUGCUAUCAGUCCUGCCUCACUUCGUGACAAGGCCAUAUGCACACAUCAUUCCCCCGCUCGAGCGAGGCAAAAUCACCACCGUCGACCUGAUCACCCUCGACACUCUCGAGAUCGCGAAACGCGCCCAUGUCCCCCCGGCAGACGUCAGGCGGCUCGCCGCAAGCAUUGUCGAUGCUCUCCACUCCGAUAUUGGUUUAGAAAGGGCACAAAAGGAUGCAGACACUAUAGGAGGAGGCGAGCCCAGCUCGAGUAUAAAUACAAAGGCAGAUAAUGUCGGCCUGGGUCCCGCGACCAAGCUUGACACGUCCAGAUGGAACACCAUAACCACCCUGGACCCCGCAUUGGAUGCGCUCCUGGGCGGUGGCAUCCCAACGGGAUAUGUCACAGAGGUAACAGGGGAGAGCGGAAGCGGGAAGACGCAGUUCCUACUGAGUCUCCUACUCGCCGUCCAACUGGCCAAGCCGAAGGGCCUGGAAAAACGCGCUAUCUACGUCUCGACCGAGCACCCGCUAGCGACGAACCGUAUAUCCCAAUUGUUGGAGUGUCAGCCAUAUCUCCUGAAUCUCUCAGCCGACGAGAAGCCGUCCCUUGGGAACAUCCUGUCCAUCAAUGCUAUGGAUCUGGAAACGCAGGAUCAUAUCAUGAACUUUCAGGUUCCAGUCGCUAUAUCCCGGUACAACGUUGGACUGGUGGUCAUCGAUUCUAUCACAUCCAACUACCGUGCCGAACGCAACUCAAAUAAUAUGCUCGCGCUCUCCGCACGAUCGACCGAGCUCGCCAAAUUGGGCCAAAUGCUUCGCAACUUGGCCGCCAAAGAAAACAUUGCUAUUGUGUUGGCAAACCAGGUCUCUGAUCGGUUCGAACAGGAAUCCAUUGGAGGCGGUCCUGCAUCACGAACAGGAUUUCCGUCCAUCUUGAAUCAGAACGCUACUUUGACGGCGCGUGAGUCUCCUAUUCCUCGAAACAGGAUCAGUGCCCUGGACCAGCAGUUUUCUUCCAGCCAAGCUCCCUCUUCCUCUCCCAUAUCUCAAUCACCCUACCAUGCCCCGGAUGACGAACGAUUUGACGGAUCGUAUCUCAUUGAAAAUUUUGCCCGAAAUGAAAUCCUCAGCUUGCUGCACCAAGAGCGAUUUUUUACUGGCUGGGGUGACGGCUUUUUCCCGGACAAGGCGCCCAAAACCCCCGCCCUUGGGUUCUUUUGGUCGACACAGAUCUCAGGUCGUAUUGCCUUGAAAAAAGAGACGCAUUCUGUGAUUGUCCCGUGGGAUAGCGCAUAUCCAGUAUCGACACCCCAAGAACAAACGGGCUCUCAGUUCCGUACCGAGGCAGCACAGUUGCAAAAACCAAAACUCACCGACUCACCCGCUGACGAAGCCAGCAAGGUAGAGACAGAACCUGCAUCGAGGGCCCUCAAUGGAUCCGAGAAGUCAUCAAACGUGCUCGAAAAGCAAAAAAGCUUGCAAACGCACAUGCCGGCUCCAAAUCCACCAGAGCAGGUCACGAGGCGAACCAUGAAGCUUGUUUUUGCUCCUUGGGCAAGCGGUCGACUUGAGUCUGAUAGUGAGAAUGGGAUUCACUCCCUCCGCAGACGAGACUACGAGGUUGAAUUUGAGAUAUACAAAGGUGGGCUACGUUCUGUUGGCCCAGACGAAUGA
Messenger RNA from Penicillium argentinense, 1662 nucleotides. Its product is annotated as putative DNA repair protein (Rad57). The record is from RefSeq and is a predicted model, not a curated record. NCBI's taxonomy places the organism in Eukaryota, Fungi, Ascomycota, Eurotiomycetes, Eurotiales, Aspergillaceae. Gene Ontology annotation, biological process: DNA strand invasion; DNA recombinase assembly; mitotic recombination. Bases 1 to 1662 code for a protein of 553 amino acids. The transcript is spliced from 2 exons. Gene Ontology annotation, molecular function: ATP hydrolysis activity; single-stranded DNA binding; ATP binding.